AUGGACAUUGUGGAUCACUCGUCCGGCUGUCAUGAGUAUGGUCCCAUCACCAGGGUCAAUUUCAUCCCGAACCAAGUUCUUGAAGUGCCUAUCACAGACAGCAAGAAGGAGCUUCUGCACUUCUUUUUGAAUUCAAAGGCUGCCGGUAACGGAGUGAUGUGCUGCGCGGACGCUCUUAUGCAGAAAGCUAUUGAGGAAUCGAUAGCUACAGGUGAUGUUGAGUCGACAUGCAUACUGAUCAGGCUGAGCAAGCAUCGAGCUGUCAAAAGCAACCACUUUUGCUGCGCAGUCAAGUUUGGUCGCUCCCACAUCCUUCAAAUCCUGCUCGAGGAAGACAGCACAACCUUUCCCCGUGACAAUCCUGCUUUUUUGGACUGGGCGCUGUGUGAGAAAGGGAAGAGUACGUUUGGUCAGAGCCUUUAUGACUACAUGCAAGCGGACGGUUCGCUUCUAUCGAGAGGCAGAUACUCCUUUCUCCACUUCAGAAGGGGGUUGAAGAAAUAUAGGUCCGAACGCCGCACUGAGCUUCUCGAAAAGGAUGGCACUCGCUGGCUAAAUGCGGACGAGGUUAUCUGUCAGCUGAACAGGAAGUAUGGAACAGGUCGCUGA
This is a messenger RNA of Endocarpon pusillum Z07020, 609 nucleotides long. RefSeq lists its product as uncharacterized. The transcript has a single exon. The record is from RefSeq and is a predicted model, not a curated record. The coding region runs from base 1 to 609 and encodes 202 amino acids. Lineage: Eukaryota; Fungi; Ascomycota; Eurotiomycetes; Verrucariales; Verrucariaceae.